UGAAAAAUGAUAAUCGAUCAAGAAAUACAAAUGAAUUUUUGCUCAGUUUCGUCGCGAUUUCUCUGAUAACGCGUUACGCGAUUAGUCGAGGAAGCGGAGCGAGAAUCGGGACAGUGGUUCGGUAGUUCACGGUCGAAAGAAGAAACGAGGAUGGAAGGCUCGUGUUCCAAAGUCGCCGGUGGGUUUAUCCUACCCUACCUCUGGACUUGGUCCGCGCCGCUUACGAGGGACAGAGAGAGAGAGAAAGAGAGAGAGAGAGAGAGAGAAAGAGGGACAGGUACUAGAGGGGGUCGAACAGCGGCGAAUUCUUGCAGUCUAGUCGAAGACCGUGAUGCCGAUGCCACCGAGACGAACUUAACGGUUCUCCAGUACUAAACGUGUCUUCGUGGUUCACGCGCGUAUUUCUCAUCGGUCCCGAAGGACUCAGAAGAUUCGUUCGCGUGAUCUACGCGCGUACCGGUUCCGUGGAAACAGUUCGAUAAUCGGGUUAAUUCAAAACGCUGCCUCGGUCUCGAGAGGAAGUUGACAACAGGUGGCCCGGGCGGAUUCCACGCGGCGCGUUACGAACUCGACUCUGCUUCUCGUUUCUCAUCGGGGCUUUUUAUUAAGGUGAUCGAAACUGUGUCGGAAACAGAUCUCAGGCUGGCCCGAACGCGUCAUGGGCCGGAAUUGGCUGUGAACCAAUGCUGACAAAUAUGUAUAUAAAUCCGGUGCUCCUGCUUCUCGUAAGCGUAAUCGCUGUAUCUAACGUGGCAGCAACGUCCAGUUGCCCAUGGGCGCAACACGUGGCCGAGCUCGAGAGCUCCUGCAUCUGCGAUUACAAUUUGGCCAGGGAAUUGUCCGUACAAUGCGAUAUCGUCGACUACGAGCAGCUACUGGCCGCGGUGCGACGACACGCGUCCAAACUCACGAUGGACCUGUUCUACGUGAACAACAGCACCGUGGGAGUCCUAAAGAACGGCUCCUUCGCGUCUGUUAAAAUCAAUAACAUGCAACUGUCCGGAUGUCGGAUCAAAACGAUCGAACCGGAAGCGUUUAAAGGGCAAGAGAAUUCUCUGAAGAGCCUGAACCUGAAGGAUAACGAGCUGACGGAAGUGCCCACUACGGUCCUCAAGACGCUGAGGAAUCUCACCGUACUGGAUUUGUCUGUGAACAAGAUAACGAGGGUGAACGACAACGCUUUCGCAGGGCUGAAGUUGGUGACUCUGAAACUCUCUGACAACGAGGUGACCUUGGCCUCUGGAUCGUUCCAAGGGUUGGAGAGAUCGUUGAAGAAUUUGAACUUGAAAGGUACCAAACAGAAGAAGGUACCGGAAGCGCUUCGCGGUCUGAAGACGUUAGCCUUUCUCGAUUUAUCCCAGAACAGUAUUAGAGAAUUGCCCGGGUCCGCGGCUACGAAGGCAUUCGAGGGGCUCGAGUCACUGACUGGAUUAAAUCUCGAGCGCAAUUUAAUUCAGAACAUUGGAUCGGACGCUUUUUAUGGAAUUAAGAACACGUUGAGCUCGUUAAGUUUGUUAAACAAUCUCAUUCCGGAUUUUCCUACGGCUGCCAUCAACAGCGUUCAAGAUCUUAGGGUACUGGAUAUCGGAUUCAAUUUGAUCACGGAGUUACCGGUAAACGCUUUUGAAAAGAACCCGUCGAUAACUCUGCUGGCGAUCGACGGGAAUCCAUUGUCGACUGUCCCGGAGGAAGCCUUGGCUCGACUCAACGGGACGCUGCGAGGUCUGAGUUUAGGAGGCCGAUUCCUCGUCUGCGACUGCAGACUCCGGUGGAUCGUCGAUUGGAUAAAAACUAGAGACUUGCAAGUCACCAGUCGAGAACGCAAGCCGCAAUUCUGCGGGAGCCCACAGAAAUUGCAAGAGAAGAGUUUUUACAACAUCGACCCCGAAGAAAUGUCCUGUGAGAGGACACCGGAAAUAAUUGGAAUCGGAACGGUGGAAAGCGUCGAUACCAGAGAACCUACGGGCACCGCCGUGGCUAGCAGUUACAGUCCAACAACCAAAUCUGCGAGCACCACGACUGUGACCGCAACGACGACCAUGUCGAGCACGACGUUCGCGUCUUCCACGACGGAACUUCAAAAAACCGAGCCACCAGUUUCCACUACGACGAGGACGAUCGCUAACAGACCGACCGCGGCACGAACGGGAAACGUAGUGAUAAUGAGAACCACGUUGACCCCGCCUAAGCACACUCAGGAGCAUUUGCAGCAGCAUCAACCGAGACCACCGUUGGUGCUCGGCUCGCCUCUUUACAAAUCGAAAUCCAGCGACAAGGAAAUCGUAGUGAAGGACGUUUUGAGACAGGACAAUGCCGUGAUCAUAUACUGGGACACGGAGACGACUAAUAUUUUAGGCUUCAAAGUGAUCUACAGAUUGUUCGGAGACAGCAGUUUCAAACAAGCGCCGCCUCUCGAAGCCAGCGAACGGGAGUUCAAAAUUAAGAACGUUCCUUCGCAGGAAUGUAUCGUGGUGUGCGUAGUUUCAUUGGAAGAAACGAAUAUUACUCCGGCGAACGUACCUUACAACCAGUGCAAAGAAGUGAGGACGGAGAAUUCGCCUACGUCCAACAUGGACAAGAUCACUAUAGCUGCCAGCGCAGCGAUCUGUGCGACGAUCGUCGUCGCGGUAAUAAUAUUCAUCGUAGCGAAUCGACGAAGAGCCAGGAAGCUCCACACGCUUCACAGUAUAGAUCAAACGAAAAUGGGGGGACCGAUCAGUGGACUACCCGUUAAUUGCUGCUCUAACGUUGGCCCGACGCCCAGCCCCGGUGGACCCCUGUCAUCGAUGGCUACUCUCAGUGCUUAUAACGCUCAGAAGGAGUGGGACCAAGUGUCUGCGUAUAGCAACAGAAGCAUACCGAGACCGAGAAUAUUUCCCAUAGAUAGGCAAGGUUCGAUAACUAGAGCCUCCUGCAUCGACGAUGUCAGGUCUCAAGCGGGACAGCACUACAAUGGAAAAGUGUCGACUCGAUCCGUAGUUGACCAACAAUCCCAACAUAGUUUUUCUAACACGUCGACGAGAUACUUCGGGAACAACACCCUGUCUUCGAAUCUUGCCAACACGAGAUCAGAGCUGAGACAAUCUCGACAGUCUCUGGCGGCGGCUUCCGAUAGAAUGUCGCGGGCGAAUUUCUCGCCAAGUCAUUUGCCGCCGCACUCUUCGUCGAGGAGGCAGAGACCGAGAUCGUGCAACCGCACGUUGGAGCAAAACCCGCCGCGACCAGGCAGUCGGUACAGCAUAGCCGACUCGACGCACACUCUGAACAAUUACGAGGAGAACAAUUGGACCGACCACGAUAUGGACAUAUACAUGGCGCGUAACCCGACGACGAGAACCAGUGGUCUCAUGCCCCUUUGAUUUUUUGUACACUGUACGUGUGUACAGGUUUUGCUCAAACGUGUUCAGUGACUUUAUCUCGUCCACGUAGAUAUACAUAUAUCAUGUAUAAUAAUAUGAUAUUUUAGAUAACGCCCACGUUAUUACAGAUAUUACCGUGUAAUGGACGUAAUAACGUGACAGCGCGAAGGAGAACGUUAAUAGGUACAGCUUUAAGGUAAUAGUGUCUAAAGUUGCACGUUUAUAUAUAAACCUGUACUGUGUGCGCUCUCGAAUUCUAAUCGAGACGCGCGAUCUCUCGAAACAAUCAUAGCAAUAAGUAAACGAGUCAAGAUUAUCGUGUAUGAAUGGUGGAUGUGUUUUUAUCCAAAGACUGUAUCAUAAACAAGCGUCUAUCAAAAUUCGAUUGUCGACACGUGUUCUCGGAGAAAUGUACUGACGUUAUAAGACCUGGCAACAAGCUUUGCCAAUAUUAUAACAUCGCGUUGUAUAAAACUUUUUCACAUAAAGAUUCACGUAUGUUAUUUUUUACCGUGUAAUCGAAUUGAAAUAAAGCAGCAGUACUUACCCA
Messenger RNA from Ceratina calcarata, 3909 nucleotides. It is a transcript of the gene haf, whose product is annotated as leucine-rich repeat and fibronectin type-III domain-containing protein hattifattener. Lineage: Eukaryota; Metazoa; Arthropoda; Insecta; Hymenoptera; Apidae. The coding region runs from base 684 to 3359 and encodes 891 amino acids. Gene Ontology annotation, molecular function: protein binding. The record is from RefSeq and is a predicted model, not a curated record. The transcript has 7 exons.